Molecule: messenger RNA, 1468 nt
Organism: Carya illinoinensis
Lineage: Eukaryota; Viridiplantae; Streptophyta; Magnoliopsida; Fagales; Juglandaceae
Product: glucose-induced degradation protein 8-A homolog
Exons: 7
Coding region: 313-933 (206 amino acids)
Biological process (GO): cytoskeleton organization; cell surface receptor signaling pathway
Cellular component (GO): cytoplasm
Molecular function (GO): protein binding
Source: RefSeq, a predicted model, not a curated record
ACAAGAUCGAACUCACUCCUAGACUCCAGUCCUACGGCUUAAACUGUAAUUUGCCCUCAUCUCUGGUCUCCCCAUUAUCUCCCCUGCCCAUAGAGGUCCGAGUGUACAGCAAGGCUCAGACCUUUAUUGCCGAUCUUCUACGUAUUCGCUUCCACGGACCCGUAAAGAGUCCCUGACGUAGAAACGCCGCCAGCUGUCUCUCUCCCGCUCUCACCCCUGAGGCACUCUGUCGAAUACACGACCGAAGCUCCAGAACCUUUACAAUUUCUUUCCCCUUUAUUUGUCGUUUCGGUUCAACGAGGCGUUCGGGCCAUGGACGUUGAUCCCCGCCACUACGAACAUGUUGCUAUCAACGACAAUGACAUCCGCAAUGUUGUUCUAUCAUAUCUUGUCCAUAAUUGUUUCAAUGAAACUGUGGAGUCAUUCAUCACUAGCACGGGGAUGAAGCAGCCUGCUGAUUAUCUCGAGGGAAUGGAGAAAAGAAAAAGAAUUUUUCAUUUUGCCCUGGAGGGAAAUGCACUUAAGGCCAUUGAGCUGACAAAUCAGCUGGCAACCGACUUGCUGGAGAAAAAGGAGGACUUGCAUUUUGAUCUAUUAAGCAUUCAUUUUGGUGAACUUGUACGCUCUAGAAAAUGCACAGAAGCUUUGGAGUUUGCCAUGUCCAAGUUGACCCCUUUUGGGAAGGUGCAAAAAUACAUUGAGAAACUUGAAGACUUUAUGGCGCUGCUAGCUUAUGAAGAGCCAGAUAAAUCCCCAAUGUUUCAUCUGCUUAGCUUAGACUACAGGCAGCAAGUCGCAGAUAGCUUGAAUCGGGCAAUUCUUGCACAUAUGAACCUCCCCAGCUACACAGCAAUGGAAAGGCUGAUACAACAGACAACAGUCGUCAGACAAUGCUUAAGUCAGGAGCUUGGCAAGGUAACCUGCCGUUCAUGAAUUUCUGAAGCUCCAUAUUUCAGCUAAUUGCGGGCCACAUGGAUGGGCUUCCACCAUUUUCCUUGAAGGAUUUCCUCAAAAGCUGAAUGGACGAGCGUUUGAAGCAUUGCUGGCAAUGGGUAAUCGCUUAUUCAGCUUGAGUUUUUGGAUUUGGUGUAAGGUUUGCUGAUGGGUAAAAAAGUCUUCACCGCUUGCUCUUCUGUGAAGACGGUGAGUGGGCUGUCUCGUGUAUGCGUUCUCCUGCUUUUAGUGAGGCAUGACCCUCAUCCUGAGUACCCAUUAUGAAAACCAUGAUUGCCUUCAACUUCGAGCGAAUUGGUCUGUCUUCUCUAUUUAUAUUGUUGAUCCACGUUUGUGCGAUGCACAUGCUACCUUGCAUAUAUUCAGACGUUAGGGAAUUCCGAUUAUCUUGUAAUGUUAUAUACGUUAAGCAUUUCCGCCUAUAUCAGUUACUUGGCUUAAUGCGAGGUUUUAAUUUGCGACGCAUUAUGAACGUAUGGGUGAUGAAGCACAAUUGAUAAGUUUCGCCUUUCCA